Molecule: messenger RNA, 1220 nt
Organism: Aspergillus ibericus CBS 121593
Lineage: Eukaryota; Fungi; Ascomycota; Eurotiomycetes; Eurotiales; Aspergillaceae
Product: OPI10 family protein
Exons: 1
Coding region: 201-848 (215 amino acids)
Biological process (GO): protein import into nucleus
Cellular component (GO): cytosol; nucleus
Molecular function (GO): nuclear import signal receptor activity
Source: RefSeq, a predicted model, not a curated record
GAACGCGCCAGGAAUUUCUCCAGUAGCUACUCUGCUUCUCCGCUCGGGAGCUCCAAUACCUUGACGAUGCAUUGCAAUUUCCUGUCGCGAUUCUAAUCCAGCUAUACAUAUACCCCACCAACCAACCCCCUCUCAUUCAUCGCAUAUACACCUCCUACCAACUAACACAUCACUCCUACCUCGUUAUCUCCCUCCCCGCCAUGUUCUCCGUCAUCAUACCAGACCGGCCCUGUCUCACAGACAUCGUCGCCGUCGAGACCCAACCAAAUGGCCAAUCGACCAAAUUCGCCUUCAACUUCCCUCUCGUGCCAUCAUUCACCGAACUCGUCGUCUUCCUUCUCCCGGGCACCGUCCUCCCCCCCGACACCGCCGCCGCAAUCUACAUCCAAUUCCCGGACCCCAACAACGCCCCCGAAUUCCGCUUCAUCGGCGCUCUAGCGAACGAGCGUCCCUCCGCAAUCCUCAAAGUCCACCCGCCACAAAUCCCCGGCCUACAAAACGGAGACACCAUGAUGGGCGCACCCCCCAUGGUGACGUUAGGCAUCUCGCUGGAGCCCGUGCAAACCGUUGCACCGCAGAUUGCUGCGUUGGAGGCGGAACAAGCUGGCCCCGGAGCAUUGGUGCGUCACACGCGACAGCAGAAGGAGAUUACGACCAAGGUGCUCGCGCAGCGGAUUAUUGGCAACGCGUUCAAUUUCUUGGCUAGUUUUGCGUCGUCGGAUCCGAGUAAUAGAGGGCAGGAGGUCGUUCCGUUGAAGACGUUCCGGGAUUGGUGGACGAAGUUUGAGAGGAAGGUCGAGAUGGAUCCCACUUUCUUGGAGAGGGAGAAUCCCUCGGCUACGGGUUGAUGGGUAUACUUUUGUUGUUGGUGUUGUUGUUCGGGCUCGGAGGGUUUGUGAUUUUGAGCGUUUGGGGUUUGCGUUAUAUGGAUUGGUGUCGGGGUUUGGGUCGCUCUAUACCAUCGUUACGGUCUUUUGGCUCGAUGCGCUUGGGUUAGAGGCUAAUCGGUUGCGUCAUUGUAUGGAUAGAAUAUCCGAUCUUGAUUGUCUAUGUCUGUUGCAUAGCUUAUAGAAUUCAAGCAUCAUCGGCCAAAUCUAUUUUCUUGACGGUUUUCUAUUCCAAGGAAAACUUCAGGAAUGCCACGGUAAUGGCAAUCCCGUCGUGUUGGAUCCCGGCGCGACUCAUGGCAUCUUCUGAUACCUCUUUCGAGAAGAGACCAC